AUGGCAGAAAGUGCAGUGAAGCUACUUAUUCAGAAUUUGAUCCCGUUGUUGGCCCAAGAAGUGACACUGCUGGAGGGUAUCCAUGACAAAGUUGCUGACAUCAAUGGUGAACUUGAGAGCAUUCAAUCCUUCCUUAAGGAUGCAGAUGCAAGGGCCGAGAUGGGAGACACGAGUGCCGUCGCAAAAACAUGGGUCAAACAGGUAAGGGAAAAAUCUUAUAACAUAGAAGAUGUCAUUGAUGAAUACAUAUUUCAUUUAGCAAAACAUCCUCAAAGGCAAUGGCGGCAUUUUCGUUUUCUACAUAAGGCUUUUCACUUUACCAUAAAUCUGAAAUUGAGACAUGUGAUUUCCUCUAAGAUUCAAGGGAUUAACAAUGAUCUCAAGUUGAUUAGAGAGAGAGGUGAAAGAUAUGGCUUCAACUUCUUGGAGCAAGGAGGACCGAGCAAUGAUGUUAGACAUGAUACAUGGCAUGACCCUAGAGUGGCAUCCCUUUUCCUUGAGGAAGCAGAAGUUGUAGGCAUUGAGUCUCCUAAAGCCGAAUUGAUAGAGUGGUUGGUAGAAGGACCAUUCAAUCGCACGGUGAUUUCGGUGGUCGGCAUUGGUGGGCUUGGCAAGACCACUCUUGUCAAGAAAGUGUAUGAAAAUGAAAAGGUGGUAGCACACUUUGAUUGCUGUGCUUGGAUUACUGUUUCUCAAUCAUACAAGAUGGAGGAGCUAUUAAGGCACAUGAUAAAGCAGUUCUACCAGGCAAGUGAGGAGCUUGCUUCUACGAGUAUUGAGUCUAUUGACACAAUGAAAGAGAUAGAGUUAAUUGAAGAAGUGAGGCAAUUUGUACUUGAACAGAGGUAUGUAGUAGUUUUUGAUGAUAUAUGGAAUAUAAGGUUUUGGGGAUAUAUAAAACAUGCUUUACCAGAUAAUGGCAAAGGUAGUAGAAUAAUAAUCACAACUCGAAGUGAAAGUGUUGCUCCCACUAACAAAGAAUCUCCAUCUUAUCAUAUGUAUAAGUUGUCACCUCUACCUUUAGAAAAAGCCUACGAACUUUUCUGUAAGAAAGUAUUCCAAUGUGAAUCAAGGGAUUGUCCUCUUGAAUUAGUUGAAUUGUCACAUCUUAUAAUUGAGAGAUGCGAAGGGUUGCCAUUAGCACUUGAGGUUAUAGGUGGUCUUUUGUCUACCAAGAAAAAGACUGCUUUUGAGUGGCGCAAAUUUCUCGAUAGCCUUAGUUCAGAGCUACAAAGUAAUCCUCAUCUUCUAAGUAUUACCAAAAUUCUAUCACUUAGCUAUUUUGAUCUACCUUACAACCUCAAAGCUUGUUUCUUAUACUUAGGCAUGUUUCCAGAGGAUUACUUCAUCAAUUCUGCAAGACUAAUUAGGCUUUGGAUUGCUGAGGGGUUUAUAAAAGAAAAACAAGGGAUAACAUUGGAAGAUGUUGCACAAGACUACUUGAAGUAG
Quercus robur (English oak) is the source of this 1449-nucleotide messenger RNA. Its product is annotated as disease resistance protein RPM1-like. The coding region runs from base 1 to 1449 and encodes 482 amino acids. The record is from RefSeq and is a predicted model, not a curated record. Gene Ontology annotation, molecular function: ADP binding. Gene Ontology annotation, biological process: defense response to other organism. The transcript has a single exon. NCBI's taxonomy places the organism in Eukaryota, Viridiplantae, Streptophyta, Magnoliopsida, Fagales, Fagaceae.